ACCAAAGAAUACCAGAAAAGAAAAACACAAAGAGGAGAACAAAGAAAGCAAAUUACGAGCUACGUAUAGAAGAUAUCAGAGAGUGAUAUGCUUGGCAAUUCUAAGUAUGCAGAGCAACAGCAACGACAACAAUAACAGCAACAUGAUGGUCGCUCCGUCGCUACCAUCAGCCGGGUAUUUAGGAGGAAUGACCAAAGCCUCGCAACCGCAACCGCAGUCGCAGCUGCCGUUGAAAUGUCCGCGUUGCGACUCGUCGAACACAAAGUUCUGCUACUACAACAACUACAGCCUCUCACAGCCUCGGCACUUCUGCAAGGCUUGCAAGAGGUAUUGGACAAGAGGAGGCACUCUUCGAAACGUCCCUGUCGGCGGCGGCUGUCGGAAGAACAAGCGCGUUAAGAGAAGAAUUGAUGUUUCUUCUGCUUCCACCACUUCUAAUUCUUCCUCUCGGAUGAAUCAUUUUGGUUACGUCCAUCCUUUGCUCUGUGGGUUAUCAGAUGUGACUGGUGCAGGUAAUAAUCUUCCAAUGGCUUCGAGCAAUUCAAAGGGUUUCGAGAGUGGUUUUAGGUUUAAUGGCCUUGGUGAUCUUGGAUUAGGGUUUCCAAAUAUAGGUGACCAUAUGAUCAACCUGGAUUCUGCAACUAAAAAGCCCUUUUUUUCGGGUUUAUUCGGGUCUUUGUCUUCUUCGUCUACGUCUUCCAUGGCUGCUCUAUUGGCUUAUUCAACUUCUCACCCACAGAAGUUCAUCAACGGAGGUCAUCACAUCCCAAGGAACAGCGAGAUAUUAGGACGAAACAAUCUGCAAACCCUAGCUUCACCCCAAGAUUUCCAUGUCAAUGAAGCUGAAAUAGUGAUGAACAAAGAAGGGAAGCCUGAUCAUCAGAUUCAGAGCUCUGGGUAUAUUGGGUUGUCAUAUGCAGAUCCCUCAAGCUUCAAUACAAAUGCUGUCGGAGCCUGGCUUGAUCCGACAACUAAUGUUGUCUACUCUCUCACUUCUUUGAUCUAAUCCAAUAAACACAAAACCGCCUAAAGUUCUCUC
Messenger RNA from Tarenaya hassleriana, 1039 nucleotides. RefSeq names its product dof zinc finger protein DOF1.4-like. The transcript has 2 exons. Bases 107 to 1006 code for a protein of 299 amino acids. The record is from RefSeq and is a predicted model, not a curated record. Gene Ontology annotation, molecular function: DNA-binding transcription factor activity; DNA binding. Gene Ontology annotation, biological process: regulation of DNA-templated transcription. Lineage: Eukaryota; Viridiplantae; Streptophyta; Magnoliopsida; Brassicales; Cleomaceae.